AUAAAUAAAGGGAAGUGAGGAGAAAGAGGGAGACUGAAAGGGAAGGCAGGUGGGGAGAAGGGGGACGAAAGAGGCAGAAGAGAAAGAAGAGAGAGGAGGAGAGAGGGGGAGAGAGGGAAGGAAGGAAACAGGGAGAGGAGGGUCACAGAGUGACCGUGGAGGAUGGGGCUUCUCGGUUCUAGAUAUUUCUGGGAUUGGAGACUGUUUGCUAGUGGGGAGACUCCAGCUCCGGCAGCCAGUUCGGGAGCGGCAAAGUAAGAUGGACAGCGACAGACAGACGUUCCAGCCACCUCUCCGCCGCGGGGAGAUCCUGGAGCUGCUUUCAGGCCAACUCCAGUUUCCCAGCUGGAGCCUCUGAACGCGCUGGACUGCGCGAGCACAGGGAGCGCCAGAAAGCUGCUCCCCGGAGAUACCCUUCGCCGAAGCAGUAAGAACUUCCUGCUUGGGUCCCUGCAUUCCCUCCCUCCGAAACUUCCCAGGAGAAGGGCGGAAGACCCCAGGGGAAGGGGCGAGGCGAAUCUUCGCGCUGCUUUUUCUUCCCUCCCCCUUCCCGCGCCAGGCGCGCAGGCAUGGAUGUGCUCAGCCCUGGUCAGGGCAACAACACCACAUCACCACCGGCUCCCUUUGAGACCGGCGGCAACACUACUGGUAUCUCCGACGUGACCUUCAGCUACCAAGUGAUCACCUCUCUGCUGCUGGGCACGCUCAUCUUCUGCGCGGUGCUGGGCAAUGCGUGCGUGGUGGCUGCCAUCGCCUUGGAGCGCUCCCUGCAGAACGUGGCCAAUUAUCUUAUUGGCUCUUUGGCGGUCACCGACCUCAUGGUGUCCGUGUUGGUGCUGCCCAUGGCCGCGCUGUAUCAGGUGCUCAACAAGUGGACACUGGGCCAGGUCACCUGCGACCUGUUCAUCGCCCUCGACGUGCUGUGCUGCACCUCAUCCAUCCUGCACCUGUGCGCCAUCGCUCUGGACAGGUACUGGGCCAUCACGGACCCCAUCGACUACGUGAACAAGAGGACGCCCCGGCGCGCCGCUGCGCUAAUCUCGCUCACUUGGCUUAUUGGCUUCCUCAUCUCUAUCCCGCCCAUGCUGGGCUGGCGCACCCCGGAAGACCGCUCGGACCCCGACGCAUGCACCAUUAGCAAGGACCACGGCUACACUAUCUAUUCCACCUUCGGAGCCUUCUACAUCCCGCUGCUGCUCAUGCUGGUUCUCUAUGGGCGCAUAUUCCGAGCUGCGCGCUUCCGCAUCCGCAAGACGGUCAAAAAGGUGGAGAAGACCGGAGCGGACACCCGCCUUGGAGCAUCUCCGGCCCCGCAGCCCAAGAAGAGCGUGAAUGGAGAGUCGGGGAGCAGGAACUGGAGGCUGGGCGUGGAGAACAAGGCUGGGGGUGCUCUGUGUGCCAAUGGCGCGGUGAGGCAAGGUGACGAUGGUGCCGCCCUGGAGGUGAUCGAGGUGCACCGAGUGGGCAACUCCAAAGAGCACUUGCCUCUGCCCAGCGAGGCUGGUCCUACCCCUUGUGCCCCCGCUUCUUUCGAGAGGAAAAAUGAGCGCAACGCCGAGGCGAAGCGCAAGAUGGCCCUGGCCCGAGAGAGGAAGACAGUGAAGACGCUGGGCAUCAUCAUGGGCACCUUCAUCCUUUGCUGGCUGCCCUUCUUCAUCGUGGCUCUUGUUCUGCCCUUCUGCGAGAGCAGCUGCCACAUGCCCACCCUGUUGGGCGCCAUAAUCAAUUGGCUGGGCUACUCCAACUCUCUGCUUAACCCCGUCAUUUACGCAUACUUCAACAAGGACUUUCAAAACGCGUUUAAGAAGAUCAUUAAGUGUAAGUUCUGCCGCCAGUGAUGACGGAGAAGUAGCCUGCCAGUCGGGGCUACAGGAUCCGUCCCAUUCACUAUGCUUCCUCCAACCCUAGGGAAUCAACACUUAAGAUAAUUUGCCACUUCCCCUCUUUCUCUCUGCUCCGCUCAUGGCUUGCGGACCUGGUCCCCUCCCCACUUCCUGCUCCAGGGCAGGGCGCUUUGUGCAAAGGAGACCCAGCGGAGGGGCGUGAGAGCCAGGAAAUUCAGAGAGUUUGUGAGAAGCGACAUUGGCUCGGACUUUGCCUGUAGCAUCAGUUUUGAUCCCAGCAAUUGCCUCUUCUCUCUUCUAUCUCCUAAAUCUUUGCGUUGGAUGUUUAAUCCUUAGUUCAAGGCAGAAAAUCCAAAAAAUAAAUAAACUGUACACACAGCCGCCGCGCCCACUAAGGGGCUCCACCCCAUCACCCAACUUCUAGAACUUGGACUUGAGGUUUGGGAAUUUGCUCCAUCUCUCCCGCCCUGUGGCCCUUGAAAUAUUCACCUUUUUCUCCCCAUUUUUAUCUUUUAUUUUCUCUCAUUGCUUCCCUCUCUGCCCUCGCCCAUCCUUAUGCACGAAUCUGCUGGUCCGGAGAGGCGGAAGAGGCUGUUUUCCCCGUGCCAGCGGUGCCCCCGGGAUUCCCCGUCUUCGCGCAGACUUGAGAUAGUUACAACUCUCUCGUGCAGUGCACAACCCCUACUUCCUUUGUUUCCUUGGACUCAAAACAAGUGGCUAGAAGGUGGCUCUUAGAGUGGACUUGUAAGUACAACGCCGGUUCAGUGAGGGAGAGCGAGGAGGAGGAGGGUGUGCAGACCACUUUGUUUAUGCUUGCCUUGGUGUCAGCACUCACCAAAGAAACUGACAAUCAUACAGUGGAGAGAGCGGACGCUGUUUGUACAGGUAGCUGGCGAGUGUAUACGUCCUGGCAUCGCCACUUACUUACUGCGGGAGGCGCCAGCCGGCCGCUGUUUGCGCUC
This is a messenger RNA of Nomascus leucogenys (northern white-cheeked gibbon), 2806 nucleotides long. It is a transcript of the gene HTR1A, whose product is annotated as 5-hydroxytryptamine receptor 1A. Gene Ontology annotation, cellular component: plasma membrane. The record is from RefSeq and is a predicted model, not a curated record. Gene Ontology annotation, molecular function: G protein-coupled serotonin receptor activity. Gene Ontology annotation, biological process: regulation of behavior; regulation of hormone secretion; adenylate cyclase-activating adrenergic receptor signaling pathway. NCBI's taxonomy places the organism in Eukaryota, Metazoa, Chordata, Mammalia, Primates, Hylobatidae.